AUGCCUUCCUGCACGAAGAUACGGCAGCUCCUGCCACGGUUGAGGCUGCUUGGAAGGAACGUAACACUCCUCAAUGCAGCAGACAGCGGUAAAGCAGCUACAAAAGCCUCCAAACAGCUAAGGGGACUACUUGGUAAGGCAUUGCAGGAAAAUGCGCUGGCUGAUGAGACGCUAGUACAGGCAGCCGACUGCCUGUAUGACCUCAAGGGCUGCAACACAGCUAUCGGAGCUCAAAUAUGCAAAGCCGUCGAACAACGACCGCACAUAUACACAAAGCCUCUAUCAGGGGGCGUGUUGUGGUCGUUUUAUGCCGCUGGAGGGCGUAGUACUAAGCGCAAGAGGGUUGUCAAGUCCUCGUGCGUCGCAGCUAUAGAUGCAUUCAUGGACGAACUCUUCGCGAUUCAGAAUGACUCUAAGAACGCAUCAAAAAUUGCAUCGACUUUAGGCAAUCUGGCUAUUGUAGGAAAAUGCUUCAGCCUCCCGGUAUCAACACGAGCGCGUCUGGAGCAGGCCAUUAUAGAUGCAAGGGAAAACCUGAUACCCAUACUUGCACGCUCCAAUGCCAUAGUGACGUACAUUGACGUUCUAUACAGGUUAAAGAUAAGAUCUGAUACUAUCGCAGAAGAUGCGCUCAAUGCGCUGAUUGCCGUGGCCUCAUACCACGAGAUUAUAAGCACCAGCUCGCUUGCCAAGACCAUUAAAACACUGCAGGCAUGGAAAAUUGGCCCAUUAGGCACAAACAGGAGCGCCAUAGAAUUGUUAACAAGCAAAAUGAAAACACCGCCGGUGCUCCUUGUUAAAAAUCCAAACGCACUAGUGAAGCUGUACUUGGCGUCAACGAGGGUUGCGCUAACAUCGUGCGGUGUUCACGAAAGCACCAAUUCAGCAUCCAAUAACUCUGAAACGUCAACUGGAAGCGAAAAUGUAGCUGAAGACCACUCAAAUAGUGCUACGGAGUCCCCAAAUCACACGAGUUCAAAAAGCAGUGGAUUGUCUCCAGAAGCUGGGGACAAACAAGGUGAAAUGAAGCAUGAAUGUCAUAAAGCUGCGAACCCGGAACAAACCACUGCACACAGAUCGCAUAUAUCGCAAGAGAACUAUUCAAAUACGAGUGACUCAUCCGUUGAGAAUACUGUGGAUCUGCAUGGCCAAUCGAUUCAAGGUACCGAUUCGGACGCUAGAGCAGUUUCCGGUGUUAGAUAUCUAUCUGCUCUGCUCCUACGGCACUGCUGCAACAUAGUUACACGUUGCAAUGCCAGAUUACUCGUAGUAUUGUACAAUGCCAUGUGUCAUCAUAUACUGCGUGAUAUACCGAUUAUCAAACACGAUCAGGGGUACCCAAGUGUCGCGGAUGAAGGAUCGGGAUCGGAAAAAGGAGACUGUUCAGCCACUAGCGUUCUUCCGAAACACCAAGAUGACUCAAGCAUCCAAACUGCGCCGCAAGGUCAUAUUGAUCCUGCGUCAGGCUUAUCAAUGUCUGAUUUUGCAAUAUGCGUCCAUACCAUCAGCGUAGAGGUUCGAGAUGCGUUAGCAUUGGACGCUUUGGCACAACACGGAACUUCACAACCGCCACUAACACUGUAUGACGAGAAAGACCUUACCACAAUACGCCGUGCGGCGUUAGUGGCAAGCCGUGUUUACAGUGGUUCGCCAGGGGAAGUGGUAUGUUUGGCUGAAAAAUCGCUGCGAGAUCGGUUCGGAGUUACCUUCACGUCGGACAUAACUGAUAAUAAUGCCAACUGA
Molecule: messenger RNA, 1743 nt
Organism: Babesia ovata
Lineage: Eukaryota; Apicomplexa; Aconoidasida; Piroplasmida; Babesiidae
Exons: 1
Coding region: 1-1743 (580 amino acids)
Source: RefSeq, a predicted model, not a curated record